This is a messenger RNA of Mya arenaria, 4411 nucleotides long. RefSeq names its product protein dachsous-like. The transcript has 17 exons. Gene Ontology annotation, biological process: homophilic cell-cell adhesion. The record is from RefSeq and is a predicted model, not a curated record. Gene Ontology annotation, molecular function: calcium ion binding. Gene Ontology annotation, cellular component: plasma membrane. NCBI's taxonomy places the organism in Eukaryota, Metazoa, Mollusca, Bivalvia, Myida, Myidae. Bases 1132 to 3354 code for a protein of 740 amino acids.
AUCUCAAAACAACCAUUGAAAGCGGACAUUAACUGUGAACACUAGAUUAAUUUUAAUGAAUUAAAUUGAAAAGAAGAUGAAUACUCAUCAUAGAAUUAUUAAUUCCCAAAAGUGAAGAGAACAUUCAUUGAAGAGAACGUCAGUCGCCGGAGAUAUAAUCGAUAACCGAUAGAUAAUUUGAAUAAAAUUGAAAUUAAUUUAUGAUGAUACGCAAAGCAUUUUAACUUUAUUAAGUCAACUUAAAAGAACUGAUUUUGAUAAAGAAGCAUCUAAAAGUAUCAGGAAGAUACAUUAAAAAUUAAAUUCUUUGAUUAAAAAUGUGAUGUGAAUUCUGUCUGUGUGUGUGUGUCAAGAAAAAAAGUUGAUUUUGUCGUGAACUUGAUUUUCGCAUAUGAUUUUCGCAGGAAUAACGCUGCGGCUCUUAGUAAUGGACUUGAAUAUUGCUUGAUUAAAACGUUGACGCGCUGAGUAGAAAACUUUUUUUUUUCACUGGAAUAACGUUGACGCGCUGAGUAGUGAACUUGUUUUUUUUUUCACUGGAAUAACGUUGACGCGCUACGUGGUAAACUUUUUUUCACUGGAAUAACGUUGACGCGCUACGUGGUAAACUUUUUUUCACUGGAAUAACGUUGCGGCGCUAAGUAGUGAACUUGUGUUUUACUGGAAUAACGUUGACGCGCCACGUUGUCUUGUUUUUACUGGAAUAACGUUGCAGCGCUAAGUCGAGAACUUGAUUUUCGCUGGAAUUACGUUGACGCGCUAAGUAUUGAACCUGUUUUCACUGGAACAGCGUUGUGGCGUUACGUGGUGAACUUGAUUUCGUUGGAAUAACGUUGCGGCGCUAUGUGGUGAACUUUUUUUCCUACUGGAAUAACGUUGACGCGCUUAGUAGUGAACUUGUUUUUCACUGGAAUAUCGUAGCUGAUCGUUUGUGGUGAAUUUGUGUUUUACUAGAAUAACGUUGACGCGCUACGUGGUGAACUUGUUCUUUUUACUAGAAUAACGCUGCAGUGUUACGUGGUGAACUUGUUUUUUUACUGAAUAUCUUGAUUUUGCUGGAAUAUCGUUGCAGAUUGUUUGUGGUGAAUUUGUUUCUCGCUGAUAUAUAACUUUGCGACGUGAAGUCCUAAAAUGGAAUUGGCAAUUUAUUGGUUUACAGCUAUCAUACUGUCUAGUCAAUUACGGGUCACUCAGGCAGCGCCACCAACAAUUACUGGCCUACCAACCACUCUGUAUGUCGGUGAACUAGAGAACAUCGCGGGGCAGGAACGUUUCCUGUACACGUAUACCAUCAGUGACCAAGAUAAGGACGCGUUUACUUGCGUCAACACCAUUACCGCAAGUCCUAAUGCUGCAGCUGGCGAUGAGUUUAACAUCAGAAAGGAUUCUUCUACCGGUGAAUGGAAGCUCUACCUCACAGCAGCAGGAGCAGCCAGCCUCGAUACAACUACCGCUGGGACACUAAUUACGUCAUACGCAAACGUCAUCCAGUGCACGGACGCCGGGGGAGCGGUCACUCAAUCAUAUACCGUUACCGUGAGCGUUGUUCCUGGGGAACUGCUUACGUUACCGAACGUAGAGGGGACCGGAAACUCAAUCACGCUUGACGCGCUGGCAACGACAAAGACGACGUUAUUGAAGACGUUAACGGCGAGCAGUCAGGGCGGUAACCUCGUUAAUUACACGUUGGUCAGUAACCCAUCCUUCUCGCCGGAGUUCUUUAAGAUUGACUCAAGCACAGGGCAGAUAACCGCAAACAGGGACUUGAAGUACCUAGACUCGAGCACUCCCACUGUGUAUCUGACAGUAAAGGCACAUGACACGGUGGACCUUAUAGAUGUCUACAAGACCCAGAUAGUCAACCUGAACAACCAAAACACUGUACCGCGUAUAGUGAACUUGGACCCCACGGUGAGUGACGCACAACUUGAGUCCCUGGCCGUCGGCACCGUGCUCUUUACCUUGACGAUCGAGGACCCCGACACCACAAAUACUCACUCCUACCGCGUGUCCUGUACCCCACCCGACGGCGACAACUCGUUCACUAUUGAUGCAAACGGUAACGUCAUUCUAUCACAGGCGCUGGACUACGAAUCGAUAACGUUUUACACGUGUGAUUUCUACGUCGAUGACUCAAUCUCAGAAGGUGGUCCGUUUACGUACGAACUGACUGUACAAGACGCAAACGAGUCGCCGACUUUCGCAGAUAACAUGUACUAUGCGUCAACGUCCGAGGCUUCGGCGGGAUCUGUGUCGUUCGACCCAGGUUUUUCUUGCACGGAUCAGGACGCUGGGGACUCCGCCACGUUAACGUACGGUUUUCAUCCAGCCAACAACAGUCAGAGAUUUGCCAUUAACUCCGCAGGCGUCAUGACUUUCAAGGAGGAUUAUGACGUCGACAACAGUAACAUGCCGUCGCCAGUGAUUCUGACGGUCUACUGUAUAGAUGAUGGCGGGACGACGGGCGUUAUGAAAACGGGGUCAAGUCAAGUGACCGUCACAAUCUCGGACACAAACGACAACACGCCGACGUUUGCCUCCACCGCUUACACGAUAGGUGUGUCUUCUUCCCAAACAGCAGGAUCACAAAUAGGAGCGGUGACGGCCACGGACGCGGACAGCGGGACAAACGCGGACUUGUCAUGUUCGGGAACCUCAAGCUCCGCCUACUCGGCCUACUACACUGUGGGCGCCGACUGCAAAAUCUACCUGUCCAAGACGCCUGAUUUCGCUUCCGGUACAACCGUUACAUACGUAACAAGAGCGGUUGACAAGGGUAAUCCUGCCAAGACAGGCACGACCACUGUAGAUAUCAUCUACCAGGAUGACACGACGACAACCACUACUACUGCAGCAACAACCACAGCAUACAACUUCUUUGACCACGGCGAAAAUAUCGCCAUGUUCGUUCUAACUUUACUGAUGGGGUUGGCAUUGUUAGGGGCGUUGCUAUACUGUUGUUUGCGGAUGUGCUGUGGUGGAGGGGGUAUGGGAGGAAUGUGCAGUAACAUGUGUGACUGCAGACAACAGAACCGAGCUAGGAGGGGCAGAUAUCCCCCAAGACAAGUCACGCCAGAUUCGAAAGUACCGGCCACCGUCCCCGGUCCGACAGCCUACUCCUCCGCCGAAGAUUAUAGAGCGACAACCUCAGCUCAUACGGACUAUUGGACGGCCAAUGCAAUAUGGAGGCUUGCAACCUUCCACCGUGCGACUGAUUCGCUCACCCGCCGUCCUUCCGCCGGGAUAUUUCCCUUGACACUCUUUAUAUGUAUAUUAAAUUCGACCAGCUGGAGGAUACAUGCGUCCGCCACCAUCUCUUCCUGGAUACUACCCUUGACCUUGACCUCCCCGUGACCUUUAAACGUUUGACCUUCACAUUGUAUACCACAAAUGAUGGUCACAAAGCUUGAACACUAUAAAUAACAUUAUGCCCUUCAGUCCUUUGAUAUUGUUUGCAAAGUAAUUAUUUGACAUUUCAAUAAAUUCUAGGAGCAAAAAAAAAUAAUGUCAUUAUAUAUAUGUAAAAUAAAUACAUUUUUCAAGUCAAACUCUUAGAAUUUUAUUGAUAUGUCAAAUCAUUACUUUUUUACUCUUUGAGUAGUUGUUGUUGCGAGUAAAGGAUUAAUGAUGAAUGUUAACGUGGUUAUUUUUAUUAUUAUACAUUGUGUAUUAUAAUUAUUUUUGUAAAUUUACGAUAGUCUGUUAAUUCUGUUUUGAUCCUUAACAUGUGUAUUUAUAAUAUUUUAUUAUAUAGUUGAAUAAGAAUGAAACGUAUUUGCUCAUGUUUAUGAACUUCCACUGUGUAUUAGUAAGUUUUUUUUUUAAAUAAUUCAUUCAAUUUCACACAUGCACUGUAACACACCGUCAUCUAUAUACGCCGCUAUGGAACGCCAAAUCUACAUAUAAAACUUAAAUAUUUGAAGGGCUAUUCAAACAAUUAUAUACUUUUUAAAAUCAUUAAAGAGAUCUCCAAUCGGAUUAAUGAUAUCACCGAUUAAAUGAGAGGUAUAUAAAAAUCAUUUAGAAUUUAUUAAUCAUUAAGAGAUUAUUAUUGAAGAAAAAAAUGGAGGCAACGAAUUUUUUGCGUUUUUUUAACCUACUUUCAUAUAUAAAUACCUAACAGCAACUGGCAGUUAUUUUUUCGAACAUAAUUUUGUAAAUCCAAUGCUAAAAUGAGAGUUACUAAUGCUUUGGAACAAUAAAAGCAUCUUUUGCUUCAUUUAAGAUAAUUAUAAACAAAAGAGCUCUAAUAGGAAAUUUUGAUAAUAUUUUGUUUCAUUUUAACAAGCAAAAUUGUUUUCUCAAUGUUUAUCCUAAAAAACGUGAACAAAUCCCUAUGCUUAAUUUUGCCAAUUAUUUAUUUUUCCCCAUUAUUAAAAUGUUAACGUCAUUGUUUUAAAUAAACCUGUUU